AAUUAUUCAUACGCGAUUCCGCGUUUACAGUCACAUUUACAGCUCUGUCUUGUGUGCUGAUCACUUGCCUACGACCAUGUCCAAAGUGGAAAAGGAUCCGUGUAGAGCAGAUGUUGGUUCAGAAAGCAAAACGGCAACCGACCAUGGAGUGGAUGCCCUUACUGGCAGUGACUUCACUCUGGGGGAGUACAAGAUGAACCACAAGAGUCGCGGCAUGGCACUCAUCUUCAACCAGGAGACCUUUCUUGGUCGUCCAAAGAAGACUCGUUCUGGGACCAACAUUGACCGCGACAAUCUGGAGAAAAGAUUUAAAGAGUUAAACUUUGAUGUCACAGUCCAUCAGGAUCUGUGGAGGGUUGACAUUCUGGCCAAGAUUAAAGAAGCGGCGCUGGAUGACCACAACGUGAACGCGGACUGCUUCGUGUGUGUCUUCCUGAGUCAUGGUGAGAAAGACAAGGUGUGUGCGCACGAUGAAGACAUCAGCAUCGACGAAGUUACCGCCUUGUUCAAAGGAGACAAGUGCAGAAACCUCGUCGGGAAGCCUAAGAUCUUUAUACUACAGGCCUGCCGUGGGCGUGAGUACGACCUCCCUGUGACUGGCAUGGCCGGGGACAGUGACGAUGAGGAGGACCAGGUGGUGGCGGACGCUGGUGUAUUCCACACACUGCCUGCUGGUGCUGACUUCCUCAUGUGCUACUGUGUGGCCAAAGGAUAUUUUUCCUUUAGGGAUCCCAAGAAAGGCUCCUGGUACAUCCAGGACCUCUGCGAGACCCUGAAGGGGUGCGGAGAUUCCCGGGAGUUCACAGAGCUGCUGACCCUGGUGAACAGUAAGAUGGCCAAGCGUUUCGUUGAGAAAUGCAGCAACAAAGAGGCCGAAGGAAAGAAGCAGAUUCCCUGCUUUGCUUCCAUGCUCACCAAGAAGCUCUACUUCCGACCAAAAAAGUAGUAUCAGAUCGAUAAUCUCAAAGUGGUUUCUGUGAUUGUAUAGCCCGGCUUUUGAUAAUAUUCACAGAUGAUUUAUUUUUUGAAAGGGUUGUAGGUGAAUGGGAUUUUAUAUCCUGCCUGAAUCAUUCCAAUCAUUUGGAACUGAUGUGUUGGCUAAAUGGACAAUGUACCAUCAUAUAGAAGUCAUAAAGCUUCAUAGCGAGUAAUUAACAAUCAUGAUGCAUAAUUCAUUUUGGAUAUAAAUAUAUUGAUUUCCUAAAGGUUCAAAAAAAUAUAUGAAGGAGAAUGAAACAAAAAUAAAGUAAAUCACUAAAAGAUAUCAUAGUCCUUACAAAUGUUUUUUGUUUACUUAUUUUAUCUCAUCCCAAUUUUUUUUUUAUAUUGGGGGUUCUAUCAGUACACAGCUUCAAGUUUUAUAAUAAUGUUUAUCAAUGGUGUAUAAAAACAACUCAGGAUCCAUGUUUACCAUCUACUAGCACGAUGUACCUGUAUAAAUGCAUGGUUCCUGUCUUUUAAAUAAAACCUUAUGUUCG
Gadus chalcogrammus (walleye pollock) is the source of this 1478-nucleotide messenger RNA. RefSeq names its product caspase-6-like. Gene Ontology annotation, cellular component: cytoplasm. The record is from RefSeq and is a predicted model, not a curated record. The transcript has 8 exons. Gene Ontology annotation, biological process: apoptotic process; proteolysis. Bases 77 to 946 code for a protein of 289 amino acids. NCBI's taxonomy places the organism in Eukaryota, Metazoa, Chordata, Actinopteri, Gadiformes, Gadidae.